This is a messenger RNA of Zootoca vivipara (common lizard), 9014 nucleotides long. It is a transcript of the gene VCPIP1, whose product is annotated as valosin containing protein interacting protein 1. Gene Ontology annotation, molecular function: cysteine-type deubiquitinase activity. NCBI's taxonomy places the organism in Eukaryota, Metazoa, Chordata, Lepidosauria, Squamata, Lacertidae. Gene Ontology annotation, biological process: endoplasmic reticulum membrane fusion; Golgi reassembly; protein K11-linked deubiquitination. The record is from RefSeq and is a predicted model, not a curated record.
GGCAACGGCCAGGGCAGUGAAGCGACAGUCAGUGUUGGUGCCGGAGGCUUCCGCGUUCACUGUUGGGGCUGGUGCGCCGCGUCAGGACGAAGGGCGGCUUCUGUCAGGCUCCGUCCGUUACGGUGGGGAGGGGAGAGGGGGGCAUGAAGCUGUGAGGGGCCGCGAGCCGAAGGGAGCGGGGAAGGAGAGCGGCCGCAGGCAGGCGAAAGGAAGAGGAGGAGGAGGCGCGGAGCGAUGUCUCAGCCGCCUCAGCAACAUCCGCCUCAGCAGGAGCAGCAGCCGGUGGCCGCGCCGGUCUCGAAGAAGAGGGACCGGCGGAUCUUCUCGGGGACUUGCCCGGACCCCAAGUGCCAGGCGCGGCUGUUCUUCCCGGCGCACGGGCCUCUGAGCAGCGGGAGCAUCGAGUGCACGGACUGCGGGCAGCGCCAUGAGCAGCGGCAACUGCUGGCGGUGGAGGAGGUGACGGACCCGGACUUGGUGCUGCACAACUUGCUGCGGAACGCGCUGCUGGGGGUGAGCGGGGCGGGGCCCCCCAGGAAGAACACCGAGUUGGUGAAAGUCAUGGGCCUGUCCAACUACCACUGCAAGCUGCUGUCUCCCAUCUUGGCCCGCUAUGGCAUGGACAAGCAGACGGGCAAGGCCAAGCUCCUGACCGAGAUGAACCAGGGGGAUGUCUUUGACUGCGCUCUUCUGGGCGACCGUGCCUUCCUAAUUGAGCCUGAGCAUGUUGACACGGUAGGGUAUGGCAAAGACCGCUCUGGCAGUCUUCUCUACUUGCACGACACCUUGGAGGAUAUCAAGAAGGCCAACAACAGCCAGGAGUGCCUCAUCCCGGUCCAUGUGGAUGGGGAUGGCCAUUGCUUGGUGCACGCGAUCUCCCGGGCACUGGUGGGCAGGGAGCUGUUCUGGCACGCUUUGCGGGAGAACCUCAAGAAGCACUUUAGGGAGAAUCUCAGCCGCUACAAAGCCCUCUUUCAUGACUUCAUUGAUGCGGCAGAAUGGGAAGACAUCAUAAACGAAUGUGAUCCUUUGUUUGUUCCUCCAGAGGGUGUACCAAUGGGCCUUCGAAACAUCCACAUCUUUGGAUUGGCCAAUGUGCUGCACCGGCCCAUCAUCCUUUUGGAUUCCCUGAGCGGAAUGCGUAGUUCAGGAGACUACUCUGCCACUUUUCUACCUGGAUUGAUACCAGAAGAAAAAUGCAUGGGAAAAGAUGGCAUGUUGAACAAACCUCUCUGUAUUGCCUGGAGUAGUUCUGGCCGUAACCAUUAUAUUCCUCUGGUUGGGAUAAAAGGUGCUGCUUUGCCUCAAUUGCCUAUGAAAUUACUUCCUAAAGCUUGGGGAGUACCUCAGGACCUUAUUAAAAAAUACAUCAAAUUGGAAGAUGAUGGUAGUUGUGUAAUUGGGGGUGACAGAAGUUUGCAAGACAAAUACUUGAUGAGGUUGGUUGCUGCCAUGGAAGAGGUUUUCAUGGAUAAGCAUGGCAUUCAUCCCAGUUUAGUAGCUGAUGUACAUCAGUAUUUCUAUAGAAGGACUGGUGUAAUAGGAGUUCAGCCUGAAGAUGUCACAGCAGCUGCUAAAAAGGCAGUGGUGGACAACCGCCUUCACAAGUGUCUCAUUUGUGGUGCCCUUUCAGAACUUCAUGUUGCUCCUGAGUGGUUGGCUCCCGGAGGGAAACUGUAUAAUUUGGCAAAAAGUACUCAUGGCCAGCUAAGGCCUGAUAAAAAUUAUAGUUUUCCUCUUAACAAUUUGGUAUGUGCCUAUAAUCCAGUUAAGGAUGUACUUGUACCUGAUUAUAACUUGAGUAAUUUGACUGUCUGUAACUGGUGCCAUGGAACAUUGGUGCGUCGUGUCAGAAAUGAUGGUUCUGUUGUGUAUUUGGAUGGGGACAGAACUAAUACCAGAUCGACAGGUGGUAAAUGUGGUUGUGGAUUCAAGCAUUAUUGGGAAGAUAAGGAAUAUGACAAUCUCCCUGAAGCUUUCCCAAUUACUCUUGAGUGGGGUGGGAGAGUGGUGAGAGAGACGGUAUACUGGUUUCAGUAUGAAAGUGAUCCUUCUCUGAACAGCAAUGUGUAUGACGUUGCAAUGAAACUUGUUACCAAGCAUUUUCCUGGAGAAUUUGGCAGUGAGAUUCUUGUCCAGAAAGUUGUCAAUACCAUUCUACAUCAAACAGCCAAAAAGAACCCUGAUGAUUAUACGCCUGUAAACAUUGAUGGUGCUCAUGCCAGAAGAGUUGAUGAUGUGCAGCAAGGACAAGACUUGGAAUCUCAACUUCCAACCAAAAUUAUUCUUACUGGUCAGAAAACAAAAACAUUGCACAGGGAAGAGCUAAAUAUGAGUAAAACUGAAAGAACUAUUCAGCAAAACAUUGCAGAACAGGCACCUAUAAUGCAGAAACGCAAAACAGAAAAAUUGAAACAAGCACAAAAAGUGCCACCUAGAACAUCUUCCCCAGGUGCUGUUCCUGAUGGGCCAUCUUCUGCACCUGCUACACCUAUAAAGACUCCUUAUUCCCCAACAUCUACGAAAGAGAAGAAAAUACGCAUAACAACAAAUGAUGGGCGGCAGGCCAUGCUCACUUUGAAAUCCACAACCACAUUUCUAGAACUGCAAGAAAGCAUCGCUAGAGAAUUUAAUAUUCCUCCCCAUUUGCAAUGUAUUCGAGUUGGCUUUCCUCCCAAAGAGCUUUUGCCACCCAAAGAAGGGCAGGAAAAUGAACCUGUUCCUCUACUGCAUGGUGACAGAGUAACUAUAGAGAUUCUCAAAGGCAAGGAGGAGAGCAGCCAGACCGCUUCAGUUCACUCAGCCCAUGCUGUGAAACUUGAUGAUGUUGCUGUUACUAGUAAAAUAGCUUCCAAGGAAAUCCAAGAACAAAUCGACAAGGAAAUGUACUCUCUGUGUCUUCUAGCAACAUUUAUGGGAGAAGAUGUCUGGUCUUAUGCAAAAGGACUUCCUCACUUGUUCCAUCAGGGUGGUGUGUUCUACAAUAUAAUGAAGAAAACAAUGGGUCUGGCUGAUGGUAGGCAUUGUACUUUUCCACACUUGCCUGGUAAGACCUUUGUGUACAAUGCAGCAGAAGAUAGAGUGGAACUUUGUGUGGAUGUUGCUGGGCAUUUUCCUGUGGGCUCCGAUGUUGAAGACUUGGUUAAGGAGGCCCUAAGCCAAGUGCGAGCAGAAGCUUCUUCAAGAAGCCGGGAAGCAAGUCCUUCACAUGGACUCCUAAAGUUGGGUAGUGGUGGCGUAGUUAAAAAGAAGUCAGAGCAACUUCACAAUAUAACAGCAUUUCAAGGGAAAGGCCAUUCUUUAGGAAGUGCAGCUGGUAGCCAAUCACUUCAUCAAAGAGCUCCACUGUCAAGAAAGCAAAGCACAAGCACAGACUUCAGUCCAAGUUCUGCUAAAUCUGAGUCUUCAGUGUACACAGGUGAUUCUGGAAACAGUGAGCUAAUACGGAUAGCUCCUGGAGUAGGAACCAUGAGAGACAGCAGGCAGCUUGAUCCUAAUUUGAUUGAGGCACAACGAAAAAAAUUGCAGGAAAUGGUAUCUUCAAUUCAGGCUUCAAUGGACAGACACAUGCGUGAUCAGAAUACAGAGCAGUCGGCGACACAAGACUUCUCUCAAAGGAAACUGGAAGCCGCAAGUUCAUCUAUUAAAACAAGGAGCCCUCAGACUGGUUUGUCUGAAUCCUUUUCUUUAUCAAGUGGCAGCGGACAUCUGAAUGCAGAAACAACUGACAGUAACAUGUCAAAUGCAGUGGGAACAACAUUCUCUACAAGAUCAAAAGCACAGAAGGGAAAUUCUGUGGAAGAGCCUGAAGAGAUGGAUAGUCAAGAUGCAGAAAUCACUAAUACAUUUGAGCCAAUGGAUCAUUCAUGAAUAGAAAACAACUGAUAAAAUACAAGAGAUUACUGUGCAAAUGUAAUGUUUGUUGGCUGGGCCACAUAAGAUUAGUAACUGAAUCUUGUAUGUUUCAAAGAUUAAAUCUUACUCAUUGCAUGAUAGCAAGUGUGUGAUAGACAAUAGCUUUUAAUAUGCCAUUUUGUUGCCCAGGUUAGCUCUCAGUUACCUGUAAAUUAGUUAUUAGAAUAUGCACUGGGAUGAAUUAUCUGCUGUAGAUGUGGGUUCUUUUUUUUUGUAAUUUUAUUUCUGUUAAAGUCUUAAUCCUCCAGCCCAUGUGAAAUCAUUAUGCUUCAAAGAUUAAUAUGUGAAAAGAAAAUCUGACAAAUGUAGUGUGUUGGUUCCAGCAUAAAGAGGCAUUCCUUUAGAUCUGAACACUUUGCAUCCAUUUAGAUUUCCAGGUUUCUCAAAAACCCACAUAUAUUUAUUGAGAUCUCUUUAAAAGUUGUAUAUUUGAAGAAUGAUAGGGCAAAGUGCUAUAUAGUAUAAGAUGAAUCUAAAGCAAAGGUGAUGCAACAAUGCAUGGCCAACUGAGCCAGCGCAGCUUUUUCAUUGCCCUGUUGGCUAGUGAUUGCAUGUUUAAUUUUGAGCUGGUAAAGUACUAUUGUGUGCUUUACAUUGCAAAGGCAGUAGUAUGCAAGUAUUUUAAGAAACUGCAGCAGGCUAAUAAGGAAUUGCUUUUUGUGCAGGAAGAUUUUGAAAAAUAACAGUUGGUUAUCAGUGCUGGCUAUUAACACUUUCUAAGCAUGUUGGAUUAAUGGAAUUUAACAGAACUUUCAUCAGAUUUUCAGUGACAUAGUAACAGUUUCUUUUUGACUCCCUGAAAUGGGAAAUCCUUAGUGUUUCGCUUUUAUGCAAGACUUCAUGCAUCACUUUGAUUAAACUGUCAUCCACUUAAACAGCAUAUUCAUCAGAGCUACAGUGCUAUUUUUUAAUAAGCAGCCAUAGUAUUUGCUCCGUAAAGAUAGAAUAUUUAUCUUGAUACUGAUGUUGCACUUUUGCCUCUUUGCUUAUUUCUAUUUUAUGUGCAUUAUUACUGCUUCAUCUAAUGAAAAUAAACUUGAAACAGUAAACAACUUAUAUACAGAAGAGAUACUGAAAAGAAAUCUGAAGUGCUUAGCUAUUGAAGCCAGUGUUUACUCAACAUGCAAGUUUUACCUGGUCCACAAAUACUAAGUUUGUAUUAAUGUUUAUAUUCUGAAAAUAUACUCACACUUUCUGCAGUUAUAAUCACACAGGAAACCUCUAAGCAAUGCUAUGAUAAAAUGUCCCAACUAAGGGAAGGUUUAUUUUUUAUAUGGGAAAUUAACCGAAGGUAAAACUGCCUUGGUUCAUUCAACUAUAUUAAUCCUUUCAAACACCCUUUUUGCUUUUCUCAUUCAGGGACUAAAUCUUUUGUUAUCUCAUGCACUGCUUAUAUAUAAAACAUACAAAUACAACUUUCAUAAAUAAAUGAUUCCAAAUAUAUAGUUUUGCUGCUUAAUUUGGUCAAGAAAUGAAAUAUGUGAUGUAAAUAGGUAAUUCUAAAAUUGAUCAUGCCACACAGAACAGGAUACUUGAGGCGGAAUAUAAAAAACCACUGUAACUUCUAACGAACGCACAACCAGACUUGUGGCCGUAGCCCAAAGUGUUAUCCAUUUGUAAGGGAUUGUGCAGGGGUGGGUGAUAUUGGACUUUCUGGCACAGCAAUAUCCCAUGCCCCAGUUUAAAAGGUAGCUUUUAAUAUAUUAUGAGAUGGCUUGUGACACAAACCAGAACCUAACUACUCUUUCUCUGACCAUAUGGAUAUCUGCACUGGAUAUCUAAAUCCUGAAAAUUCAGUUAAUAUCUCUGGCUUCUAUCACAUAAGCUUGGGAAAUCCAGUAUUUUUGGAAAUAUUAUUGUGGGGGAUUUAUAGCACAGAGCUACAGUUUCCAGGAUUCUUUGGAUGAGAAUCAUGGCCACUGUUAUCUUAAAAUUGGCUUGGAUUAUAGGGUUGAUAAACAGCCUGGUGGUUUGAUAUUUUUCUUCUUAGUUUGGAAAUACUGUACUUUGGUGGUUUUUCAUUGUGUGCAAAGGAGGAUAAUUGUCAACAUCCUUUACUCAAAAUGCAUGUAUAAAUGAGCAAGAGCUGUAAAAUUGGGAAGGCAUGGGUGAUUUUAUAAUUUAAUGUGGUGGUGUGAACUAAGAGUUAAGUACAUCUUUUCUGUCCCUUGUAGAAAUCCUUUCUCUUGAGGAAUUGUGUUAUGACUCUUCAUUUUUCCCUACUCAGAAAAUAAAAAUACAAAGUUAUUCACUUUGUAUUCUUGCCCUUGUGUGAUGUGUUGAAAAGAUGUUUGCAAUGCUGUUUGUAAAAUGAAAAUAGUAGUAAAGGAUUAGGACAGGGCUGGGAAAUCUGUGACCUUCUAGAUGCCAUUCAACUCAGUCCACCCCAGCCAGCAUGGCCAAUAUUCAUGGAAGGCCACAGGUUUUCCCAACCUGGCUUAGGAGUGUUAUGAAAAAAUACUGCUGUAGCUGUAACUAUGUUGGGGAAGCGUUAACAUUUAAUUUUUUAUAUUGCAAGUGUGCAAUGUAGGCUUAUCUCCAUCAAAGUUAAUGGAAUUCAUAUGCACAAAUAAAUGGUGGUCUCAUUCACUUUAAUGACACAUAGUUGCCACUAACAUGAUAUAUUUCACUUAGUGAGCUUAAACACAUGCAACUAGUUACAGGAUUGCAGCUUCAGCAAGUGAUUGAGAGUCCUCUACAAAAUGAAUUUCUGGAAAAUCUCAGAUGUGGCAUGGGGAUGCCUGAAGUGCAUUUCCUGUAGACAUUUCAAAAUUCUGUCUCUUAUUAUUCACCAAUCGUCAGGCUUUCUGAUGUGUGUGGGUCUAAAAUUUGACAGUUGAAAGGCCAUGGUUUUAUUUCAAACACUGUUAAGUAGGUCAGAAAAGCUUGUUCUUGAACAGCAAGUUUAAUGUAUGUAUAUACAAAUAUGAAUGGGAAGUGAGAAUACAGUAGUAGUAGCGCAGCAGCACCAAUACACUGGUUUACUCAGGAGGGAGUAAAUUAUGUACAAUCAGAGAAGAAAAUUGAAGAAGUAAGUGCAUUCUAGAAAUUUCUAGAAUUGCUGCAUACUGAUUUGCUUUCCAUUAGUAGUAUUUUAGUGGGUAUACAAGGUGCACUUACUACAUUACUGUUCUAUAUUUCUCUGGAGAGUAAACCGUUGGAUGUUUCAGCUUUAAAAACUUAAUUAUUUCACAACUGAAAAAAUGGCUUGCUCACUUAAUUUCACUUUUGAAUGUUCGUUGUAGUAUACUUCUACCCAGCUAAAAAAUAAAGUAGCAAGAUGUAACAAAGUUUCUGAUUUUUAAAAAAAGAUCUUUCCCCUUCUUUGCCUGUAUAAUGUGUUCCUCUCAUUUAGCUUUAAAUAAUCUACAUUUUCAGUUGAAAUUGACUUAUUAUAGGGGCAGUAUUUAGUUGCUGUGUUUAUGGUCCAGACAUGACGUCUAUUCUCUGCUUUAGUAAAGAUCACAGAAGACCAUUGCUGCAACUGUAUACUAACAAUGCUAUAGAAAGGAUGUAUUUUCCAAAACCAAAAUGGCUUUUUUUCUGAAGGGACAAAUUUGGGUAUAUCUGUAUAAUGGAGGGCUUUGAUGACUGCUCUUCCCUGUGCGCAUGCAACCCACCUAGAUUUCAUAUGAGCCAACUGUGUGUGAAUUAUCCCCGAUUUCCACCAAUUCUAGUGGAACUCAAUUAUGUGUAUGCUUAGAAUUCAGAUCUAUGCUACUUUUUCUUUGGGUCAGUUUGACAUGCUGGAUGCUAAUCAGACUGUCACAACCUCAGUUAGGGGACUGACAUUCCAGCAAAAAGCUUUAUUCAAUAUAUACUUGUGAAUAUCCCAUAGUAUCUUACAUUUUAAAGUGUUGCAUUUAAAAUACUUUAAGGCAGCAUUCCAACUUUGCCCCUAUGAUUGUAGUAAAGUUAAAAGACUGAACAGUGAUUCAUAUUUUUAGAUUUUAUUUUAAUGAAGGUUAUUGCCAGGAAGAGAAAUAGUGCACUUUUGGAAGUAAUUGAGUAAAAAAAAUAUGUAUAAAUAAGCAUUAGUACUGUAUAUAUUUAGGAAACCUUUGAAAACAGCAAGUGCUUUACAAAUUGAAUACAAUUAGAAUAGUAAUGAUACCAUGUUCACAAUGCUGGCUGUUCAGCACACUCAGAUUUUAUUUGUGAUUGCUGUACUAAUUUGAUUUUUUUUUAUCUGUAUUGUAUCAAUAGUGUAUUAUAACAGUGUACUAUAUUACACUUUAUUGUACAGUAUUUGGGAUUUUAUUUGAUUGCUAUAUUAAAAAACAUAAGCUAAACAACUUUUUCUUAAUUUCUAUACCAACAUUAUUGUUAUUAGUACGGUGGGCAAAGGCCAGCUUUUUCUGUCUUGUCAGAGCUAACUGCUAUGGCUGGGUGGAAGUGAGCCACAUGCUAGCAGCAGCCAUUGGUUUUUACCCAGGUUUUCACCUGAACAGAUCUGCAAGCUGUUAUUCCAUAAUUGUGUCCGUGAAUUUAUUUUUUAAAAUCAUAUUUCACUUGUUACCAUCUGGGUCCCAAAGCAGCUUAACAAAAUGAAAAUAUACAAAACAUUAAAAACCUACAUUACACAUCUGAUAUUAAAACUCCAAAACACACAACAACAACAACAACAACAACAACAACAACAACAACAACAACCUAGCAUUAAUGGUGUAAAGGCCUGGACUAAAAAUUUUAAACCAAACAUCCAGAACAUAUUGUGGAUACUGCCUGCCUAAUUUAUAGUGGGAGUAAAUUCUGUAGCUGGGGACCCAGGUGGCGCUGUGGUUAAACCACUGAGCCUAGGGCUUGCUGAUCAGAAGGUCAGCGGUUCGAAUCCCUGUGACGGGGUGAGCUCCCGUUGCUUGGUCCCAGCUCCUGCCAACCUAGCAGUUCGAAAGCACGUCAAAAUGCAAGUAGAUAAAUAGGAACUGCUACAGCGGGAAGGUAAACGGCGUUUCCAUGUGCUGCUCUGGUUUGCCAGAAGCGGCUUUGUCAUGCUGGCCACAUGACCUGGAAGCUAUACGCCGGCUCCCUCGGCCAAUAAUGCGAGAUGAGCGCGCAACCCCAGAGUCGGUCACGACUGGACCUAAUGGUCAGGGGUC